Molecule: messenger RNA, 2853 nt
Organism: Solenopsis invicta (red fire ant)
Lineage: Eukaryota; Metazoa; Arthropoda; Insecta; Hymenoptera; Formicidae
Product: hemolymph lipopolysaccharide-binding protein
Exons: 3
Coding region: 803-1579 (258 amino acids)
Source: RefSeq, a predicted model, not a curated record
AGCGGCAUGUUGAAUAAGAAACACCACUGUGGACUGUUGGAAAUUUUUUUGUUAUCGUAAUACUAUAAAUUUAUUAUAUUAUAUACAGUUAUAUAUUAUAUGUGACUAUAUAUUUAUUAUAUUUAUAACUACACUUAAAAUAUUUCCUUCUCUCUUUGUCAAAAAGAUAUGAGUUAAGUAAGAGAACGAAGAAAAUGUAGAUUAAAAAAUUUAUUUAAUAGUCGAUUUAAUCCGAUUUUAAAUGAUUUUCUCAUCAUUUCGGAGCACUUAAUUUCUUAAUUAAAUCCCUUUUAUUUAAGAUAUCUUCUUCCAAAAAUAAUGAAUUGAGAGACAAUCUUCUCAAUCGUUCUGAAUGUUCAAUUUAACUUGGUCUUACGAACAGAUGUAGAGCAUAAGGCGAUCGUGUGUUUGCGAGCCACUGUUGUCAGUCCUUGAACGAUUGCUGAUGAUAGAACACUGUAGUCUUUUUGGGUGGGUCAUUCAGCUUGUCUUAAUAGUCUGCCGAGCAGUUGGGUAGGAACAUAGGGGCUGACAAAAUACAAGGAGGCCUCAGUUCUUCUUUGAUCUCCGCUUGGUAAGCAUAUGUUUCUUUAAGCAGUUUUCAAAGCCAAAUAAGUUAGAAAUCUAAAGUGAUUGUUUAAUUUUCCUUUGAACUUGGAGAUUUUUUGUGAAUAUUUAAUAAAAUUCUCCAAACACAAGAGAAUUUCUAUUUUAUUUGCAAACUCGACGAUUACUCGGUCGCGGAUCUCGGUAGAGUAGUUUGCAAGGCUAAUCUUCGAAGAGCGACGAAUUCGUGGGAAGAAUGAUGGUGUACUUCUUACUCGUCGGUUGCAUCGCGCUGUUUGGCGUUCACUUGGAGUCGUUUGUCUUGGCCGCACCGUCGAAUGGAUACGGCUUCCCCGAACAGACGACGACCUCCACCGUCGCUGAGAGUCAGAACAGGGGCGAACGGGACGCGACCACGAGCAUCAAUAAUCCGGAAUUCGCCUGCCCGUGCUUGACAUCGUUCAAUAGCUCGACGAUCCCCGGACAAUCGGACUGGACGACGCAGCAAAAGCACCAUCUCGAGCAGUUCUACACUCAGAACAUGAUGGUGCACGGUAUGAUAUGCACAUGCAACACGGCCAUGCGUAACGCCCCGAUGAGAGACGAUUAUCAUUACACAUUGGGUAUGGGCGCGCAUAAGUUGCACACGAGGGCCGCCACAUGGAACAACGCGAGGAAGAUCUGUAACGAGGAGGGUGGCCAUCUCGCCAUCAUCAAUUCUCUCGCCGAGGAGCGUAUAUUGUUAAACUUAUUUAAUCAUUCCGGACCGAUCAGAGGUGCAGUGUAUCCAAAUGAGGCCUUUUUAGGCAUACAUGAUCUUUAUACGGAAGGCGAGUGGGUCUCGGUGUUAGGCGAUUCAUUGGCCAAAACUGGUUUUACCAUCUGGAGCGAUAAAUGGGGUGGACAACCCGACAACGGAGGCGGCAAACAGCACUGUGGUGCCCUCAUGAGAGAGGGUAGCAUGGACGACGUCGCGUGCGACGUACAAUUUCCAUUCUUUUGUGAACUUCCGCAGAUACGAGUUUUACAUUGAGAAAAAAAGCGGCGGUUCAGUACGCAUGUAAAAAUUAAGCGUAGCGUAAAAUUUAUGUGCAACAUCUUAAUGCGUUUAUGGCACUUAUUAUGCAUAUAAUAUGCGCUUGAGAAAGAUCCUUCAUAAAUGACGUUUGCAGAAUGCAGCCAUGAUAAACCAUGAGCGCACUAAGAUGUAUGUACAUCUUCUUUUAAUGUUUUUUAAAUAUUUAAUAUCUCGCUGGAAAUUCCAAGUUUCUGCCAUUUUCUACGAUAAGUCAUUCACCUCAAUAAAAUUACAAAAAAAAACACAAGUCUAAUAUAUAUAAUACAUCUUAUGUGUAAAUGUAACAUUUUCCUAGAUUUCUUUAGACUAUCGAAAAAUUUGUACCAUUUUUUUUCUAUAUGUACGUUCUACGUGUGUCUUUACUCUAAUAAAAAUGCAAACAGGUAAAUGACUUUUUGAUUAUUUAGUUGUAUUAUCAAUGUUAAAAUUAGCGAGUCUAGUUAGUUGCUUGUUUCUAUACAAUACAGUUGUAUUUCUGAAGUUUGGACAUUGCAAGUUUCCGCGUUGUACAACGGUACUAUUACGCGUUGAGUUAUGUUACGUGAGUUUACGGUAGGGUGAGAAUUUUGCGUUAAAAUAUUACCGCAAAAGUGCAACGAUUCGUAAGCGAUUAUUUACAAAUCAACAACAUGUCAGUUUGUUGAAUCCUUUUGUACCUUUGCGUUAAAUCGGAUCAAUAUUUUUAUCUGAAUCUCUAUUUUUACGAGAGUACUUUAACCUUACACGCUACAGCCAAAGUAUAACUUACGAACCUUCGCGAUUUAUGUUUAUAGGAAAUAUAGCACGCGCGUUACGUUUCGAAGAAUAAAGAAUUUAUAGAGGCAUCGAUAGAGAGUGCAGCAAUGCAAGCCGAUGUUACGAACGAUGUAAGCCGAUAUUUACGGCACAGCAGUAUAACUUGUGGUUUUUGAUUUUGCUGAAUCCUCGCUAAAUUGCGCUUGAAAUUGAGAAGCGCACAGAAAAUGAAGACGGAGCUAAUUUCAAAUGCAAUGUUAUACUUGUGCUGAAAAUCAUAGCACUAGAGAAACCAGACGACCAGCGAAACUAGACCGAAUAGGGGAUGAUAAUUACUAUCUUCUCAUUACAUACAAACUGAAAUAUUGAACGUAAAUAAUUAUUUACUACAAUAUGUUGAAAUUAUUAUAGAUACAAUAGAUAUGUAACAUGAACGUUAUUGUUUAUCGUGCAUUAUGUGGCUUUACAAUAUUAUUCCGCAAUUAAAAAUGUAA